Nothobranchius furzeri (turquoise killifish) is the source of this 2332-nucleotide messenger RNA. It is a transcript of the gene alkbh8, whose product is annotated as alkB homolog 8, tRNA methyltransferase. The record is from RefSeq and is a predicted model, not a curated record. NCBI's taxonomy places the organism in Eukaryota, Metazoa, Chordata, Actinopteri, Cyprinodontiformes, Nothobranchiidae. Gene Ontology annotation, cellular component: cytoplasm; nucleus. Gene Ontology annotation, molecular function: S-adenosylmethionine-dependent methyltransferase activity; tRNA binding; tRNA (5-carboxymethyluridine(34)-5-O)-methyltransferase activity. Gene Ontology annotation, biological process: tRNA methylation; tRNA wobble uridine modification.
GUUUCACCCGGACAGCUUUAGAUAACGAACCAUGGAGUGUGAAGGUAACUACGUGAAGGCUGGAAGAAGGAGUAAAGAAGAGAAGAAAGUGUUCAGAAAACAGCUCAGAGCCAGUCACACUUUACUGAAACAUGAAGGCAUUAGGACAACACGGCAGCCUACCAAAAGUUUGGUUGUGGCUAAUGGCGGUCUGGGAAAUGGAGUCAGUCGUGAGGAGCUCUCUGCUGUGCUCAGAGAGAUGGGAGCGAUGGAGAACCUGGUCAUGCCUCCACACAAGCCCUUCGCGUUUGUCACCUACAGAUGUGAAGAGGAUGCUACGAACGCCCACACCCGGCUGAACGGGCAGAAGCUGCUGUGUGCAGAGAACAGCGUUGUGCUCUACCUCAGUUAUGUCAACUCAGUAACCCACCAGAAGGCAGUGGCUGAGACUUUGCCACAGGGAUUAGUCUUGGUGGAAGACUUUGUGUCUCCAGAGGAAGAGGCUCAGCUGCUCGCUGCCGUGGACUGGUCAUCUGCUCAUGAAGAUGUCUCAGGUUCAGCUCAAAAAGCUUUGAAGCACAGGAGAGUCAAGCAUUACGGUUUUGAAUUUCGCUACGAUAACAACAAUGUGGACAAGGACAAGCCGUUGCCUGCAUGUCUUCCUGGGGAGUGCUUACCUGUUUUAGAGCGCUGUUUGAGGGAUGGACACAUUAACAUCAUGCCAGAUCAACUGACCAUUAACCAGUACGAGUCUGGUCAGGGUAUUCCUCCUCAUGUGGACACUCACUCUGCUUUCGAGGACACCAUCCUCUCCUUGAGUUUGGGUGCAAAGGCGGUGAUGGAGUUCCGCCACCCGGACGGCCGUGUUGUUGCCGUGGUGCUGCCGAGUCGGAGCCUGCUGGUGAUGAAGGGAGAGAGCAGAUACCUUUGGACUCACGGGAUAACUCCGCGGAAGUUCGACCUGGUGCCGGCGUGUGAGUCGCAGUCUGCCGCUCUGGCUUCUCCUGACGUGAGGACCCAGAGCGGUCUCACUUUGAGCAAAAGGGGCACGCGCACUUCUUUCACUUUCCGCAAGAUCAGACAUGAACGCUGCCGCUGUGCCUUCCCUUCUGCCUGCGACAGUCAGAGAACAACCUCACCCUCUCCAGCAUCUCCCCCGUCACUUCCCUGUUGUCGUGCCGACGCAGCCCUUUUGGAGGAGGAGUAUGUGCACCGGGUGUACGACGCCAUAGCCUCCCACUUCAGCAGCACCCGCCACUCUCCCUGGCCUCACGUUUGCCAAUUCCUGAAUUUGCUGGCACCCGGGAGUGUGCUGGCCGACGUGGGCUGUGGAAACGGGAAGUACCUGGGCGUGAACCCUGAGCUGGUCGCAGUGGGAUGUGAUCGCAGCGGCGCUCUUGUCCAGAUCUGUGCAGACAGGGGCUUCCAUGCAUUUGUAUCGGAUGCUCUCAGCGUCCCCCUCCGAACAGCCUCCUGUGACGCUUGCAUCUCUAUAGCAGUCAUACACCAUUUCUCCACCCAGGAGCGUCGGCUGGCAGCGGUGAGGGAGCUCGUUAGGCUCCUUAAGCCUGGAGGUCAGGCGCUCGUGUAUGUUUGGGCUUUUGAACAAGAAUACAACAAACAGAAAUCCAAAUACCUGAAAGACCACAACAGAGACAGCAGCCCCACGCAGAAUUCAUCUAAGAAGACCCAGGAACCCCACGGAGAACCGGACACUCAAAGGCACAGCUACUACCCCGCUGAAGACAAGCUUAGUGUUCACACCAACCGCACAGCCUUUAAUUCACAGGACCUUUUGGUUCCCUGGCACCUAAAAGAAGGGAACAAGCAAGAUGGGAAAGAUUCAUCCUGCAGGUUAAGUUCCAGGACCGACCCACGUCCUGGUUGUGACUCCAGUAGGGAAGCCACACACAACCCAGACUCUAAACCAUGCAGUGACACAUCUGGUUGUAGCUCUGCACCCGUUUUUCACCGCUACUAUCACGUCUUCCAGCAAGGAGAGCUGGAGCAGCUGUGUUCUCAGGUAGCUGGAGUCAAAGUGAAGAGCAGCUACCACGACCAGGGAAACUGGUGUGUGGUGUUGGAGAAGGACCCAUCAUUACAAAUGAUUUAAAGUCCAAUAAACACAUUUUAAAAUGCAGACUUGGCCAAUUAAAUAAUUACUAAGUUAAAUGAGUUGCUGUGUUUGAAGAAGCUCUAAUUGUAGUGAUAUAAAUUUGAAGAUCUCUUAAUCCAUCAGAGCAAUAGUUACGCUUCUGAAUUGGCACUUUGGUCAUCUUGUUACUGUUUCAGUACAUCUAGGGGUGCAUCAGUUGCUUAAAAUAUGGACCGGAAAUAAAAAAUUGAUCUUGGA